AUGAUAUGUUGGAGAUCUUUUUACCAAUGUUUUUUUUUAUUGGCUUACUUUUACCUGCGACUAUUCGAGCCCGCGGGCUCCGGAACGAUGCGGCAGAGUCGACGGCGCCUCAUGGCUGUGAGGUACGCAUGGGAAAGGGGGAAACUGCAGGAGGAGGAAGGGGGACAAGGGCGCGGAUUCACUUCAUUGUCGAUCGCUCAACCCCACACCACACAACCCCCAGGAUACGGGCCUGGUUGGUGGCUGGACCAACCACAUUCUUGUCCAUUUUCGGUUCUCAAAUGUUUGAAAGAGGAAGAAGAUCUCCAAGAGGUCAUGGAGGACCUGGCGAUACCCUCACCCUUGGCGUUGAACGGAUACUGGGCUGCACUCUUGUUGUUUUCUGCCUUUUGUUUUUCAUCAUCUGUUACUUUGUUGCGCGCUCAUCAUGUCGUUUCCGCCCGUUGGGAAUUUCCACCAAAAGGGUCCUUUUUCUUAGAUGACGAACCAGAGGUUGGUGCCUUGGCGGCACACCUCGCAAAAACUCGACCCUGUUCCCAAACCGGGAGGGCGACUUGUACUACUAGCUUCCACACACGAUGA
Colletotrichum costaricense is the source of this 582-nucleotide messenger RNA. RefSeq lists its product as uncharacterized. The coding region runs from base 1 to 582 and encodes 193 amino acids. The record is from RefSeq and is a predicted model, not a curated record. Lineage: Eukaryota; Fungi; Ascomycota; Sordariomycetes; Glomerellales; Glomerellaceae. The transcript has a single exon.